This is a messenger RNA of Penaeus vannamei (Pacific white shrimp), 621 nucleotides long. NCBI's taxonomy places the organism in Eukaryota, Metazoa, Arthropoda, Malacostraca, Decapoda, Penaeidae. The record is from RefSeq and is a predicted model, not a curated record.
GUGCGUGUGUGUGUGCGUGUGCGUGUGUGUAUGUCUCUAUGUGUAUGAUAUUUUAACCCCGCGGUCGUACUUGUAAACAAUCGACGUGACGACUGUCAAUCUGUCACCCCGCAAGAAGACCUAAAAACAAUGGCAUCAUACUUUGAUGAACACAACUGCCAGCCGCUGCGACAAGGGGAAACCCCAGACCACUUUCUCCACAUGGCUCGACUCCUACUCCAUGGAGGUUACUGGCAGAAUCUGCAGUUGGAAUUCUCACAGAUUGUUGGUUUUGGAGAUAAGCCCCCACCUCCUGCAUCCAAAGAAUUUGUUGAGAGCCUUGAGACAAUUAUCGUGAAGAAGAAUGGUGGCCAGUGCCCAGUGUGCCUCAAAGAAUGGUCUGAAGGGGAUGAGCAGAAGCAGCUGCCUUGUCAACACAAAUUCCAUCCCACCUGUAUCUUACCAUGGCUGGAGAAAACCAAUUCAUGUCCAAUGUGCCGUCAUGAGGUUCCUACAGAUGAUGAGGACUAUGAGGAAUACCGAAGGCAGAAGAAGAGAGCCAGGGACAGGGAGGCAGAACUAGAAAUACUUCAUGACUCAAUGUUUUCUUGAAGUGUUUUAUGAAUAAAUGUAAAAAGAUUU